Molecule: messenger RNA, 2969 nt
Organism: Limulus polyphemus (Atlantic horseshoe crab)
Lineage: Eukaryota; Metazoa; Arthropoda; Merostomata; Xiphosura; Limulidae
Product: ancient ubiquitous protein 1-like
Exons: 11
Coding region: 137-1396 (419 amino acids)
Cellular component (GO): membrane
Molecular function (GO): ubiquitin binding; acyltransferase activity
Source: RefSeq, a predicted model, not a curated record
GUACACUUAAAAAGUUGCCCUGGUUUCUGUCCAUUUUAUAUACAGGGUAGGUCCAUGUGUACUGAAUUAAAAUUUUGAAUUACAUCUUUGUCAGUUUUCGUUUAACAAACUUUUGUGAUUUAAUUGAAAAUUAAAGAUGACAACGUUGAAUUUAAACGAGUUGUUCGAUGUAAACAGGUGUCAACAUUCAGUGGAUGCAUUUGCUCUGUUUUUCUACUUCCCUAUUGGUUUAGUACUUGCUGUUUUAAGAAUUUUCAUUGGCUGCCACGCUUUUCUGAUAGCUUGUGUUUUAUCCAAGUUGUCUUCUGUAAGGUUCUAUGUGUUAAGAGUAAUGUGUAUGGUACUGGGUGUUGUGGUUAAAGAAGAAGGAGAGACAAACCGUGAUAGGUCCAUGAAGGUUAUUGUCACCAAUCAUGUCUCCACCUUAGAUCAUUUGGCAGUUGACCUGGUACUUCCUUGUGUGUUGCCAGGUGUUUGGGAUUUGCCAAAAAAGUUAAAUUGGGCUCUUGGAAUAAGAGAUUUUGGUGUAAAGCAAGGACGUGAUGUCUUAAUACAAAAUGUCAAACGCUAUCUGAGAGAUUCUGACCUGCCUGUCGUUGUUCAUCCAGAAGGUGCCACAACUAAUGGUAGGAAAGGGCUUCUCAAGUUCAGUACUUGGCCUUUUUCUUUAGAUCACUCUGUACAGCCAAUAGUGAUUCAAGUAAAUAGGCCACUUGGAUUCAAGAUUGCUGUGUCAGUCAUAGGAAGUCGCUGGUGGUCUGACCUAUUCUGUUUUCUCUUUGUUCCUUUCACACUUUUUACACUUAGGUAUCUUCCCGUGAUGACAAAGCACACUGAAGAAGAUGUUGAAGAAUUCACUAAACGAGUGCAAGUAAGCAUGGCUCAAGAACUGGGAAUAGUUGCUACAAAUUUUACCUGUGCUGAUAAAGUAGAACACGCUAAGAGAAUUCUUAAUGUUUCUCCAUAUAUUCCACCAGCUCAUCAGAAUGCACAACCAAGAAUACCAUCAACCUCUGCAAUUCCAAAUAUUACAGACUUGGCCAGUCAAGUCAAAGAAGUUUUACCGCAUGUGCCACUUGAAGUAAUUAAAAAGGAUCUGGCUACCACCAAAUGUAUAGAUACUACACUUACACGUUUAUUAGAAGGAACUGUGAUUUUUACGCCAGAAAGUGUAAGUUCUCAUCCACCUAAAGCCUCAAUUUCAACUCCUUCUACAAGUACAGCAUGUCUAGAAGACAAGUCAACGGCCUCAGACUCUUUAUUUAGUACACCCUCUACUGCUGCUCAGACUUUUGGAACAACAGCUGAAGAAAGAAUGCAGUCCUAUCAAGACCGUAAAGCUCAACUUAUUGAAACAGCUCGAAGACGCUACAAGGAGAAGCACAAAAUGGUUUAAGAUCAAACAGUCAGAGGGGCUUGCAAAGAACUUAACUUAUGAAUGUACAGUAACAUUAUGUAGUUCUACUGACACAUAACCUAUGUAGUGGUCUACAUAAAAAAAAAAACCUUGUUUUGGAUUGACUUGGUUAUAAGGCUGAAGAAACUUCCAACUCUCCAUGUAAUGAAAAUCACAGAAAAUGAAAAAGUACUAUUACAAAAAGUGGAAAAUCUUAAUUUAUCUAUUAAAUACUUGUUAAUAAAUAUUAAAAAUAGUUUAUAUCUUAUCUCAACAGUUUGGUUAGAAUUUGUAUUAUAUUAACAAUACUUAUCAUGCUUUUUUUAAAAUAAAUUUGGCAUUUUGUGAAUAACUGAUCAAUUUUAUUCAGUUUUUUUUUUGCUUAAAAAGUUUUAACACAUAAACAUGCCUAAUUCAAAUUGUCCUGUUUUCAAAAACAAUUUAAGAACAGUGAGUACGGGUACACUCAGUAUUUCAGCAACUUAGUCAGAAAAAGUUGGGAGGAUUUAAAGAAUAAGUAAUUAUAAAGUAAGGAUACAGUAAAUCCAUAUAAUAUCUUAGGGUGAAGCAGAAGUUCAGGGAGGAUUUAAAGAAAAAGUAAUUAUAAAGUAAGGAUGCAGUAAAGCCAUAUAAUAUCUUAGGGUGAAGCAGAAGUCUACUGUUAGUUAUAAUUCUACAUUUUUAAAGUCAAGUGUUUUUUGUGAUCUUGAAAAAUGUAAUGUAAAUUACCAUGAAAGCUUUAACCUCAUAAUCAUAUAGAGCAGUGUUUUUCAACCCUUUCAAUACCAGGGACUGGCUCACUGCCUCCCUAAAUUAUUGUGAACCACUAAAAUGCAAAUAUAAGAAAAAAAAUUACAAUUUAUAUAGGAAUAUAUAUAUAUAUAUAAAUAUUUUUGUUUUUGUGAAAUCCUACAAACUGGCAAAGUGGUUGUGAUGGACUGAUACCAGUCCAUAAACCAGUUGUUGAGAAACACUGAUAUAGAGUGAUCAAAAAAAGGAGCAUGAAAUAUUUCCUUCACUUUCCCUCUUGAACUAGAAUGAGUCUUAUGUUAAUAUAAUUUACACACACCUUCAGUUUUCACAAUUAAGUUAACAUCAAAAUCAUAUGAUACUGGUAUGAGUUUUGUUCACUUUGACCUUCAAGGGUCCUAGGAAUAAAAAUAUAUACUAGCAGCAGAUCACUAAUCCCCCUCCCCCCAAUCCUCCAGAAAAACCUAUUCAGCUUCUCUUAGAGAACUGAAAAUAAAUCAUAAACCAUGUGACAGUUUGUUUUUAAAUUUGGGGAGUUGCAUAAAUGUAGAGCCACUGUUAGUUCUGUAAGUAGGAUAAAGUGGUAAAGAAAUACAACUUUUAAGGUUAGGCUUUCACUUGUAUUAUAUUGUUCUGAUUAAAAUUACUUUUACUGGCAGUUUUAACAAAUAUCUGACAUAAACAACCUAACUUGCUGUUUAUUUAAAUGCAUAUUUACUGAAGUUGCUCUUUUAUCUUAGUUCAAAAUUUUUGUUUAAUUAAGAUGGACUGUGAAAAAAUCAACUAUGUCAUGAAGAAUCUGAAUAAAAGAGUUUCAACUGUA